GCGCUCCACCGUAUCACUGACGUCAGUUUCGACACGUGAACUUCCUUUAGGCUUCACCGUGUGUCAACAAAGCGGCUCGCGCCGCGGUUCUGCUUCGGUACCGGUACAGAAAGCCCCCUCCUGUUCUUCUCAGAUCCUAAACCCGGGUGUAAGAUGACUUUUCGCGGCUUCCUUUCCGCGGCGCUCGUGUCCGUCUGCUGGGUUUUCGUGUCUGCGACGCCAACUCCUCUCAACAUCUCCGCGCCGCUCGAACCCACCGCGUCGACGUCCAGCACGGGGAACUCCACUCGAAGCAGUGGCGCCAAGCCCCCUAGAGAAAUCUUUAAAGGCUCCGGCGUGGACAGCCCCAUGAUCCAGAGGGCCCUGUACGUCCUCAUCGGCUUCACCAUGAUCGGAGUGCUGUACUUCCUGAUCAGGGCUGUACGGUUGAAAAAGCCCGUCCAGAAGAAGAAGUAUGGUCUGCUGUCCAACUAUGAAGACUCUGUGGAGAUGGAGGCGGUGGAGAGCGACGAAGAUGACACGCUUUAUGAAGCUCGCAGCCUUAGAAGAUGAGCCUCGCUGUGCGUCGAAGCGGCGUCGAUAAAGGACCAGCAGCUUUCCACAAGAAGAACGACCAAAACACCCCCCCCCCCCCCCAACUCCAACCCUGAAGAGGAAAGCCAAUCGGAGGAGCUGCAGCAGCAUCGGGGAGUGCUUUUUAAAAAGCAGCAGAUGACACAUCCUGUGCCAAAUAAUUUUCUUUUCUUCGAUAUUGUUAUUCAUGGUGUUGUUGUUUUCUGUUCCCGCCGUGCUUUGAGCUACUGUAACGUGACUGCAGAGCAACUGUAGUCCAUCCAAAACACUGACAGAUCCUGAUGAACUCUGAGCUGCAGAAAGUGUUUGGAAACCUGUGAGGUUUAGAUUCCUACUUAUUCCUGCUGUUUUUUUGUUUUUUGUUUUUUUUUUUAUGUUUCAUAGUUGAUUGUGAAGAAUUAUUUGACUGAUGGGAUCAAAUGAUGAUGAUGGAGGUCAGAUGCUGCCCCCACACCUCUGCAAGGCAGACCACUGAAAAUGACAUCUUCUGGUUUUCAAUAAAGUCCAAAUAUGUUUGUUGAUUUCUCACAUGAGUCCAGGAUUUAUUAGGUCAGAAAGGUGUGCAAAGAUUUCUCAGAAAAGUGAAAAAUAUCAAAAUAAAAUGAUUCAAAGGCAGUUAUAGAAGAGAGUUUAAUUAAAAAGUUUCGCAUUAAGAAAUGUACUAUAUGUGGCAAAGAAUGUUCAUGUGAACUUAAAAAAAGAAAAAAAAGUUUGUCAAAACCAAGGCUUGGUAAGAUGUGUGGAAAUACAGGAAGAUCGGAAAUAACACAAUAAAAAUAAAUAUUGUUGGGAAAUUUUGAUGUAAAUAAGGAAUUUCGAUGUAACUGAGUAGUAAAAUAGGAGACAUUUUUGAAUUGUUUUUAUUUUUGAAAGUAAAUUUGCCAGUAAAUUGCUAAAAAAAAAACGUAUUUUGAAAAACCCUUUUCAAGGAUGACAUAUUCUCUCACAGGACACUGUAAUCUUUUUUUUGACUUUACCAGAUACAUUUAAGCAAGAUUUUGCUUUACUAUCCCAUAAUGCAAACGUUCUGUUUACAAAGUGAUUAAAAAAUGGCAGCUUCCAAUGUAUUAAAAAAAGAAAUUGUUUGAAACAAUUUAACUUUAAUAGAAACAAGUUAAA
Messenger RNA from Oryzias latipes (Japanese medaka), 1692 nucleotides. It is a transcript of the gene fam174c, whose product is annotated as family with sequence similarity 174 member C. Gene Ontology annotation, cellular component: extracellular region. NCBI's taxonomy places the organism in Eukaryota, Metazoa, Chordata, Actinopteri, Beloniformes, Adrianichthyidae. The record is from RefSeq and is a predicted model, not a curated record.